UGAAAAAGCAAUUGCUCCGUUUUACAAUUGAGCACAACGGACCUACAACCGUUUACAACUAUCUACAACAGAACAACGACGGAUAACCACCACAUCAACCGUCCACGAUGAACCCAAUUCCGAGAGCAUACUCUCUUCUGAGGACGACCAACGUCCCAAUGCUUCGUGCUGUCUCCCGAACAACCAUCCAACCUCCCUCAUUGCGAUUCUACGGCCAAAGCGCCUACGGAGGAUACGAGAAAAGCCCUGCGAAAUCUGACAUUUCACGCGCAAAGGAGCAUCCAGGCCCCCCACCCCCCAACACCAAAUCCUCCUCAACUUCCUCUCAAGAAUCAACCGGCGGCUCCAGCCCAAUGUCCCCCUCCUCCCCCUCCCGCUCCGACCCUCAAACCGAAGCCGAAUCCCAGCAACCCUACUCCUCAACUGCACCAAACGCACCGAAGGACCCCGAGAAGUCUGAGGGACACCAGAUCCAGCGCGAGCCGUCGAACAAGGCGCAUCCGACUAUUACUACUGGGAAGCAGUCGCCGAAUGUGGAUGAGGAGGGACAUCCUCGAAAGGAUAUCCCGGAGGAGGUGAAGAAGCAUAACAGGGAGGUUGAGCAGAGGCAUGAUCGGUCGUAUAAUCAGAUUACGGAUGAGGGGAAGGUGCAAAAGGGGUUUUAACUUAGGAGAAGAGAUGGAUGAGGAUGGAGUGGUAUGUGUGAAUCUUUGUUGAUAUACCCUGGUGGGGGUUUGUUUUACAUUGGGAUAUGUCUAAUUACUACUGGUUGGAGUUAAUGCUAAAUGAAUGUCCAAUUUGCGUCAUUGUCCGGUCAUCUGUAACUAGGGAAAAUAGUUGCCUUGAUGCCUUGUAAACCAGGCAGAAUACCUGUUCGGUAACUAACUACUCUGUAGUUAAUCCAGGCGCAGCAGUGGCC
This is a messenger RNA of Aspergillus glaucus CBS 516.65, 919 nucleotides long. RefSeq lists its product as uncharacterized. The transcript has 2 exons. Lineage: Eukaryota; Fungi; Ascomycota; Eurotiomycetes; Eurotiales; Aspergillaceae. The coding region runs from base 108 to 665 and encodes 185 amino acids. The record is from RefSeq and is a predicted model, not a curated record.